Rosa chinensis is the source of this 2357-nucleotide messenger RNA. RefSeq names its product long chain acyl-CoA synthetase 8. The transcript is spliced from 11 exons. Gene Ontology annotation, cellular component: membrane; endoplasmic reticulum. Lineage: Eukaryota; Viridiplantae; Streptophyta; Magnoliopsida; Rosales; Rosaceae. Gene Ontology annotation, molecular function: long-chain fatty acid-CoA ligase activity. The coding region runs from base 45 to 2225 and encodes 726 amino acids. The record is from RefSeq and is a predicted model, not a curated record.
CCCUUGGUUCUAUAUUUGAACCGAGAGCUAUUUGGCUGUGAUAUAUGGAGGGUUUUGAGGGGCUCGUUGUGAACUCGCCAACGCAACAUAAAUCGGGUGCUAGAGAUCUGUUCUCAAUUCUGACAGGCUUUGUUGUGAGCGCUGUUGUGAUUGGCGUUGUUGUGCCUCGCUUCCUGCCCAGUAUGCCGUUCUUGGGAAAGAAAAGCAAGCAAAGAGGAGUUCCUGUGGAAGUUGGUGGGGAGGAAGGUUACGCAAUACGCAAUGCUCAAGCAUCUGAGUUAAUCGAGUCUCCUCAUAGAGAUGCCACAACCGUCGCAGCCUUGUUUGAGCAAACUUGUAACAAGCAUUCGCAGAAUCGAUUUCUUGGAACUAGGAAGUUUAUUGGAAGGGAGUUUGUCAAAGCUGGUGAUGGCAGCAAAUUAGAGAAACUUCACUUGGGAGAUUAUGAAUGGCAGACUUAUGGACAAGCCUUUGUUCGUGCUUGCAACUUUGCAUCGGGGCUUAUCAAACUAGGUCAUGAGGUGGAUACCCGUGCUGCAAUUUUUGGUGACACCCGGGCGGAGUGGUUUAUAGCCUUUCAGGGAUGCUUCCGCCAGAAUAUUACUGUUGUUACUAUUUAUUCUUCCCUAGGUGAGGAUGCCCUGAUUCACUCGCUUAAUGAGACUGAAGUAUCAACAUUGAUCUGUGAUUCCAAGCAGCUGACAAAGAUGACUUCCAUAAGCUCAAGCCUAAAUACCAUUAAAAAUGUUAUUUAUUUUGAAGAUGAAGGAAUUUCAGAUGCUAAUGAAUGUGGAAGUUACAGCAAUUGGACAGUUACAUCCUUUUCUGAAGUUGAGAAGCUUGGACAAAAAAACCCUGCUCAUCCAAGAUUACCUUCUAAGAAUGACAUUGCUGCUAUCAUGUACACGAGUGGCAGUACAGGUCUACCAAAGGGAGUCGUUAUAACUCAUGGCAAUGUCGUAGCCUCUACUGCAGCUAUUACGAUAGUGCUUCCAAGACUGUACAGCACUGAUGUAUACAUUGCAUACUUGCCCUUAGCUCAUGUUUUCGAACUGGUCGCUGAGUCUGUGGUGAUGGCUGCAGGUUGUCAAAUUGGUUAUGGUUCAGCAUUGACUUUAACAGACACUUCAAGUAAAAUUAAGAAAGGAACCAAGGGAGAUGUUUCUGUGUUAAAACCGACUCUCAUGGCAACAGUUCCUGCUAUUAUAGAUCGUAUUCGAGAUGCAGUUCAUAAUAAGGUUGAGGAGAAAGGGGGCAUAGCAAAGAAUCUUUUCAAUAUUGGGUUUAAACGGCGACUGGCUGCUGUAGAAGGAAGCUGGUUUGGUGCUUGGGGUCUGGAAAGAAUGUUUUGGGAUAAUAUUGUUUUCAAAAACAUACGUCAAGUAUUCGGAGGGCGCAUUCGGUACAGCAUCUGUAGUGGAGCUCCUCUAUCAACUGAUUCACAACGAUUCAUCAAUAUCUGCAUGGGUGCUCCAGUCGGCCAAGCAUAUGGCAUUACAGAAACAUUUGCUGCAGUUACAGUGUCCGAGAAAGAUGACACUACAGUGGGACGUGUUGGCCCGCCCCUGCAAUCUUGCUACAUUAAGCUUGUUUCUUGGAAAGAUGGUGGAUACUUGACAUCUGACAAGCCAAUGCCUCGCGGCGAGAUUGUAGUUGGCGGACCCUCUGUAACUGCUGGCUACUUUAAAAAUCAAGAGAAGACUGAUGAGGUUUACAAGGUAGACGAAAAAGGCAUGCGUUGGUUUUAUACUGGUGACAUUGGAAGGUUUCAUCCUGAUGGAUGCCUUGAAAUUAUAGAUAGGAAGAAGGAUAUUGUUAAACUCCAGCAUGGAGAGUACAUCUCCCUCGGAAAGAUUGAGGCAGCAUUGAUAAGCAGUAAUUAUGUGGAAAAAAUUAUGGCAUUUGCAGAUCCCUACCACAGUUACUGCAUAGCUCUAGUUGUCCCUCUGCGUCAAGAACUCGAGAAGUGGGCUCAGGAAGCUGGAAUAAAUUACAAUGAUUUUUCAGAGCUGUGUGGAAAAAAUGAAGCAGUUAGUGAGGUUCAGCAAUCCCUCUACAAGGUGGCGAAAGCAGAAAAAUUGGACAAGUAUGAAAUUCCUAGAAAGAUUUAUUUGGCACCUGAUCCAUGGACACCCGAAUCCGGAUUGGUUACUGCUGCUCUCAAGAUCAGGAGGGAACAGAUCAAGUCCAAGUUCAAAAGUGAGAUCGAGAAGUUGUAUGCGUGAGAGAUUAGCUCGUGGCUUUUCCUACUUCUGCUGUUAUGAACGUGAUAUUAAGUUAUCUGUUAGUUUAAUUUCUUUCCCACUAAAGGUGCAUGCAAAAGGGUGCAUGUUGAGAUUAUCUAUGUGAAUAGUACA